CCUUGUUCUCCUUUUCAAGUCAAAUGUCACAUUGACUCAAAUCCGGUGUUGGAAGCAUGUGGGGAACUGCAGCACAUCAGCCCGGCGCAAUGUAUCCAUCAAACUGGAAGGAAGCCCAAAACCAAAACUCCACUGGCCAAAAUGCAUCCUCUGCAGAAACCCCAAGUACCUCCUAAGCCUGUCCAUCUCAAACCUGGGCAGGAAAGAAUUCCUCCUGCACCUUCUCGGCCUUUGCCAGCUGACCCCAAGUCAUCGAGGAGCUUAGCACCUGGAGAGGAAGAAAUACCAAUAUCGGCAGGAGUCAACACCCUCAUUGAGAAAUUUGAAAGUAUUAGGCAACCUGUACAUGUUCUUCAAAGAAACCAACUAAAUUUAGCUCUUAAGAUGGAACCUGGCCUGGACUCAUCCAAACAACCAAGUUCAUGUGACUGUGACAUGGUGGCUUCCAGCGGCUCUUCCACAAAUGAAAAAAGCGAACCAGAUGAAAAUGAGCCAGAUGUACCGUGCAGUGCAGAUCUAUCUAACACAGACAUAAUGAAAAUUAAAGAGCUAAGCAUAGGCGAUAACAAAAGCCAUGAAGACUGUACUGCUGUGACUGUGAGCAAAGAGCCCUCUGGAGAGCUUGGCAAUAAAGACUCAACUGCAGAACUGAACGGUAAUGGUAAAAUUCCCAACAGAGACAGUGGCAUCGACAGUCCUUCUUGUAGUGUGGCAGGGGAAACCUUCCCAAGCGAAGACAGUGCAGAGCAAAAGAAGCCCAGUGUGGCUGGGAACCCAGGGGAGAUGGAACCUGACAAAAAGGGCACCAAACCUGCCUCUGCGGAGCAGAAGAGAGACUCCACACAGGAUGAAGACAGUGACAUUGAUGAAGGAAGCAGCGAGGAACAAGAGACAGCAGAAGUGCCAAAGUUAGAAUAUUUGGAUGUAAACAAG
Messenger RNA from Phaethon lepturus (White-tailed tropicbird), 933 nucleotides. RefSeq names its product FYVE, RhoGEF and PH domain-containing protein 1-like. The annotation marks the transcript as partial. The transcript has 3 exons. NCBI's taxonomy places the organism in Eukaryota, Metazoa, Chordata, Aves, Phaethontiformes, Phaethontidae. The record is from RefSeq and is a predicted model, not a curated record.